GGUUGUCUCACUCGUGCAUCCGAGGCCGCCCCUAUAUGCACUUGAGGGGUUGCUCGCUUGACAUCUCGCCUUGCUCAAGCACUCUGCCUGCUUUCAAGCCACAGCAUUCUUUCGUCCUGACUCCGGCAGCGUCGCGGUGCCCUAAAGCAAGCUACCACGCCAGCUUUGAACCAAAUCUCCCAUUACCCUAAUGUUAUCGAAUAAUACACUCGCGACACCCCGUCCUCGUCCACCUGCUAAGGUGAGACGUUCACCUUCGUUGAACUUUCCACCACCACCCCCUUAUGCGCCGCGAAUGGACAUGUUACUGGAUUCUCCGAUCACCGUCACUGCUCAGCUAGUCAACUCUCCUGAAACAGAGGCGCCGGGGUCCACACCAAACAUCGAAGAGUGGAUGAAUGAGAAGUCACGGGGCGAACUCUCUGACCUCUUGCUGAAAGCAGGCGGCCUGAUCAAGUCGAGGGAGACAGAACUCGGUCUAACUUCUGCCCUGUGCAAGACUUUAUACCAUGACAAUAUUUCGUUAAAGACUAGGCACGAAGCUUUAAUAGCUCGCCUUCCCCCUCAUUCGGCCGCAUCUCCUGGAGCAUCUUCUCCGGUUUCCUCUCAUCUUCCAUCCCCAUCACCACUUCAUUCACCACAUUAUUACAGUGACAGUCUACCUCUAACGCCCGUUGGAUCGCCGCCGCCAUCUACCUCUUCCCUUUCUUUUGCACACCAUAGUCGCCGAGUCUCUGUCACCCCUGGAGAGAUCGCACACUUGGCAGACCAAAACGCCGAACUACUUGACAAGCUUCAGAAACUCGAAGAGGAAUCUGAAAAAGCUGAUCAAGCUGGUAAGCGUAGGUUGCGCAAACUCGAGAAAGAAAUACAAAUUCUGAAGGAUGAGCUCGAGAAUACUCAGGCUCGAGGAAUUGAACUAGAGCAGAAAGCUAAAGUAGCUCUCGAGUUGACUGAUGAUGAAGUUCAAAAACGGAAAGAAGAGAGGGAGGAACGUCUUAGGAACUUGCGAGAGAAUUCCCUCCCACUUUCCGACUCGCUGAGUGAGGUGAAAGAUUUCGCCCCUGCACCGGAGCUUCCUCGAUCCAGUACUCUCAAGACCAUCCCUGAACUUCCUUCCGCACCCCCAACACUCAACCUCACUACCAAAUCCACUCUGUUUGUUCUCGAAGAGGAUAAAUCUCCAGCCCCAUCCUCAGCAUCCUCAUCCUCAUCGUCUUACUUCCCUCCAUCUCGGCCUCAUUCCUCCCCUCAGCUCGAAUAUGCAUUGAUUUCACAGCUUCUUUCCAAGAUCCGCGAGCUCGAGGAGGCCAAUUCUCAAAUCAAGAAUGAGCAAGCGGCAACUUCUGAGCGACUACGCACGGCUCAGCGGGAGUCAGAGAGCAUCCGUCGUGCUUAUGCGUGUUUGGCAGAAGAAGCUGGUGAACUGAGGGUUAUUGUUGAGGAGACACCUGUUCUUCAGGCUGCCGUGGCACUAGGAACAGGAGAUACCGUGAAGUUCAGUAGCCUUCGCAAGACCAUUGAGGGAGAUAUUGGUAGGCUCUUUGACAAAGACAGCGAUGAUGAGUUUGCUAGUGGCAUCUCAACGGAAAUGCAAAGUACACAUCGCAGCGUUUUGGUGCCACAACCUAAUAUGCCUGUCUUCAGUCACAGGCCUCGCAAGUCAGUGGUAGGCCUUUUUGACGACGAGGGUGGUCCUGUUCAGGGUUCCUCUUCAGAGCCAGACUAUCCACCUUCAUUGAAGGUCUCUUCAGCGUUCCGCACUCCUUCGCCCUUACCUGGAGAACUAGGGGAUAUUUCUGUUUGGUCUACUGCAGCUACCGAAGGUGUGAGCUUCGCUUCGCCCGUGUCUCCUACACACGCGCUUUCGUCGACGUACCCCGCCGGCAGUCUCGGUACGAAGCAAACACUAGGCAGUGAACUCGGGUCCGAGUUCGGUGACGACUGGGGCGAAAAUGCCGGAAACCAUCACCUCCGUGCAAGUAGCCUCUACAACCUUGCAGGGAUGAUGGCAUCUAGGGAAGGAUCCCCGAUUGCAUCUCCCAUCGGAUCGCCGCUCGCGAAACCUGCCCUUGAAUUACCUACGGUACCCGCAGGCACUGCUUCAGAUUCGGUUUGGGAGGACUUAGACGAGCCACCUGCACCCUCUAUCACGGGAAGCGUAACGCCUACACGUAAGAAGGGCAAAGGUCUAGAGCUCGUCAUUGACCCUCCAACUCCACAAUUAUCAUCGCUUGCAGACAACCCCAGUCCCUCAAUCCCUGGUAGUCUACGAGACCUUCGGUCAAGUCGGAACUAUAGGUUGUCUCAGACUGUUCGCGGACGAACCAAUCGGUGGAUAGAAGGACGCUAUACCGACUCUCCUCAGUCUAUCGCUCGACGCCGAAAGCCCACCCGACCUUCUCAUGCAAAUAGAGCAUCGGAUGCGUCAAUGAUCUUUAGCGAGACCUUUGAUACUGUUGUGAGACAGCUUUCGUUUAACGGAGCCGUGACGGAGGAUGACGAGCGCAUCUAUAUUGAGGGUGACGAUGCUGACGAGACUGUCCGGGAGGCUCAUGCGCCGUCGGCGGAAAAGUCUGUAGUGCUUCCGCCUCCGAAAAAGGACGGGUUCGUAGGGUUCAUUCUGGAGGUGUGGCUAUGGUUGCAAUUUGCUAUCAUUGUGCUUGUAUUCUUGUGGGCUAUGGCCAGACGGGGACCGAAGAGCAUCUUGCAUGAAGCCGAGACGAGGAGACGGCAAGGCACAGUGACAAAGCGGUAAGGAAUUGUAUUGUUGAUUUGUAUCUCUGGCCCCUUGUAGCAUCUGAACACUACCAUAUUAUUUCCCAUAUACACCGCCGCUGCGUUGCUUUUGUGUGGCUGCGCAGACUUGCAGCAAAGAAUGCAUCAACGAGCUGAUCGAUCAGACUAUAAUUAAACAUGAACCGGACAA
Messenger RNA from Somion occarium, 2929 nucleotides. The record is from the annotation of a GenBank genome assembly. NCBI's taxonomy places the organism in Eukaryota, Fungi, Basidiomycota, Agaricomycetes, Polyporales, Cerrenaceae.